Molecule: messenger RNA, 150 nt
Organism: Lottia gigantea (owl limpet)
Lineage: Eukaryota; Metazoa; Mollusca; Gastropoda; Lottiidae
Exons: 1
Molecular function (GO): DNA binding
Source: RefSeq, a predicted model, not a curated record
CAGGCUUAUGUUGUGUUGGGUCAGUUUUUGUUACUCAAGAAAGAUGAAGAUUUAUUUAAAGCUUGGUUAAAAGAUUCAUGUGGUGCCAAUGCUAAACAACAGAAAGAUUGCCACACAUGUUUAAAAGAAUGGUGUGAUAGCUUUUUAUAA